This is a messenger RNA of Triticum aestivum (bread wheat), 943 nucleotides long. RefSeq names its product DNA-directed RNA polymerases II, IV and V subunit 9A. Bases 127 to 471 code for a protein of 114 amino acids. NCBI's taxonomy places the organism in Eukaryota, Viridiplantae, Streptophyta, Magnoliopsida, Poales, Poaceae. The record is from RefSeq and is a predicted model, not a curated record. Gene Ontology annotation, molecular function: DNA-directed RNA polymerase activity; zinc ion binding; nucleic acid binding. Gene Ontology annotation, biological process: transcription-coupled nucleotide-excision repair; maintenance of transcriptional fidelity during transcription elongation by RNA polymerase II; transcription initiation at RNA polymerase II promoter. Gene Ontology annotation, cellular component: RNA polymerase II, core complex. The transcript is spliced from 5 exons.
CGCCCGUCAUAAGCCUCUCUCCCCUCGCCCCACAGCCGAAACCGAAGAACCCGAGAAGCGAAGGCGAGAGAAGGGGACAGCAGCGGGCGAGACAGAGAGAGGCGAGGAGACGACAGCACCGCCGCCAUGAGCGCCCUCAAGUUCUGCAGCAAAUGCGACAACAUGCUGUACCCGCAGGAGGACAAGGAGAUGCACAUCCUCCUCUACGCCUGCUCGAAUUGCCAGCACCAGGAGAUUGCUACUGAUUCUUGUGUGUACAAAAGGGUUCUUCGGAAAUCUGCUGAUGAACCUAAAGACACCCUAAAAGACGCAGCUGCUGAUGCGUCUCUGCCACGCACCAGAAGUGUUAAAUGCUACAACUGUGGCUAUCCAGAAGCUGCUUAUUUCCAGGCCCCGACGAAGGGAGAGGUUGGCCUGACGCUAUACUUCAUCUGCUGCAGCCCUACCUGUGGCCACAGGUGGAGGGACUGACUGACUGACAAGGGGGAACCCUCCACAGAAGGGAGUAUGUUCGUUUGACCUUGAAGAGUUCUUAGGAUGCGGUGGCUGUGCAUCUUCCCUGUUUCAUUACCUAGGCACUUAUCAGGUCUCAGAUUGAUUUUUGUCCUUGAUUUCUCCUGAUUCUCUGAUGAUAAUUUGCCUCAAGUCUUCCUGAUUCUUGCCACUGAAACUUGGCCGGCUCCGUGGAGUAGAUGCACAUGCCUGUAGUUUGUCAUUCAGAGUACUGGUUGGGAUGACUUUGCUGCUGUGCAACUCGAACGCAACGAGGACUUUUUAGUGAUGCAGUGCAUUGCAGCUUCCAUGUUUCAGUACCUAGGUACUGCCUUUGAGCGCUCAGGGUGAUUCUCUCCUUGAAUUCUCCUGAUUUGCUUCUUUCUGGCAAAACUUGAGUCUUUGUAAUGUCAUUCAUUGUUAUCAUUGAUCUGAAGUUUCUUAAUUGUUC